GGUCAUUAUUUUGAUGACGCGCGCUUGACAGCCCGGCUGUGGGACAGGAGUGGGCGGAGCUAUAGUUUUUAACUUAAGGCUUGGUGCAGAGGUGCGGCUGCAGUACGAGGGAAGAUUUUGCGUUAAUAUUCUUUCACUUCGGACAACACCUUUUGUUCUUCUAGAGACCAUGUCUGAUAUGAAUAAUGGUGGCAGAGCAGGUGGAGGAGACCAUGUGGACGCCAAGAAGAUGGACUCCUCAACGGUGACUGCUCAUGGUGUAUCUGCUCAUGCCAAAGGCUACACGCCAGAUUAUUCAGAUGCAUACCGCAUGGACUACCCCAACCUUGGAAAAUGUCUCAUCAUCAACAACAAGAAUUUUGCCAAAAACACUGGCAUGGCUGAGCGCAAUGGAACUGACGUUGAUGCUGCAAACAUAAUGAAAGUCUUCUGCCAGCUGGGCUUCAAAACUGUGAUCCAAAAUGACCUAAGUGUUUCACAAAUGAAACAGAUUUUAAAAUCAGUAUCCCAAGAGGACCACAGCAAGUCAGCCAUGUUUGUGUGUGUGAUCUUAAGUCAUGGGGAUGAAGGAGUGAUCUACGGCACGGAUGAAGUCAUACAGCUGACUGAGCUGACCAGACUCUUCAGAGGAGAUCAGUGUCUCUCGUUAGUUGGCAAACCGAAACUCUUUAUCAUUCAGGCUUGUCGUGGAACAGAUUUGGAUCCUGGCAUCGAGACUGACAGUGUUUGUGAUUCAGAAAGCACACAGAGGAUUCCUGUCGAAGCAGACUUCUUGUACGCAUACUCCACUGCUCCAGGUUAUUACGCUUGGAGAAACACAGCCAACGGCUCUUGGUUCAUCUCCAGUCUAUGUGAAAUGCUGACUAAGUAUGGCCGUGAGCUGGAGAUUAUGCAACUUAUGACACGUGUCAACCGCAAGGUGGCGUUGGAGUUCCAGUCUUGCUCUAAUGUUCCUGGUUAUAAUGACAAGAAACAAAUACCAUGCAUUGUGUCCAUGCUGACCAAAGAGCUGUAUUUUCCAAAGUGAUCAUAUGAAAUAAAAUCAAUAAAGUUUCAUUUAGGAGUUUGGUUGUAGAGUAAUAUGAUUGUAUGGCACACUGCACAGCAGUCUGCAGCAACAUAAUAUGAUCACAACAGUUCAUAUUUUCUUUUGUAAUCAGUAGAAAUUUGCUAAAUGGUGUCCUGCACCAUGUAACAUGUCAUACUUAAAUAACAGGGAUGUUUACACUGGCAAUAUAGGCAUGGAGGAGUAAAAAUCAUAACUUUGUUUAAAUAUACUACCUUUACAUGAAUACACUGGACUAAGAGUGGCAGAGAUAAAAGUGUAUAUAAGAUCAGGUAUUAAUGUUUAGAUUCUUGUUGAUAUUGUGGACUUUUCCCCAUUCAAAUAAGGGAAAUAUGUGAACUUUAUCCGUUUCCUAUGUUGAAACCAAACUCUGAUCAAAUUGUGCCAUUGAUUUGUUAGAUUUGUUGUCAAUUUGUGACUUUCUAAAUCAUGCCACUGCUGCUAAAAUACAACAUCUAUGUCUAUACUAUUCAUCAGUUUAUUAAAUGGUGUGAGUAUAUCAGUAGUUAAACGUAUGCAACUGUGUAUGUCUAUUGCACAGUAAUUACUCUGGGUUUUUUUUUCAUUUCCACUUUCAUGGCCAAAUUUCAUAAUCAAGUUUCAUAUUCUUUACACAACCUCAUUGUGCCAUUGAGCACAGCGAUUUUUUAAUGCAGAAUGGAAAGCAGAACUACAACAUAACAUAUGAGAUUCAAAUUCAUUUCAUGUUCAACAUCACAUUAUUUUCCGUUUCUGCAAAACAAGUACCAGUGUGCCUGUUUCACUGCCUAAAUGGUGUAAAAAUAAACAAGUAAGGUGUAAUAAAUAAUGGAUAUGUG
Molecule: messenger RNA, 1884 nt
Organism: Hemibagrus wyckioides
Lineage: Eukaryota; Metazoa; Chordata; Actinopteri; Siluriformes; Bagridae
Gene: casp3b
Product: caspase 3, apoptosis-related cysteine peptidase b
Exons: 7
Coding region: 170-1027 (285 amino acids)
Biological process (GO): apoptotic process; proteolysis; positive regulation of apoptotic process
Cellular component (GO): cytoplasm
Source: RefSeq, a predicted model, not a curated record